Molecule: messenger RNA, 1035 nt
Organism: Arachis ipaensis
Lineage: Eukaryota; Viridiplantae; Streptophyta; Magnoliopsida; Fabales; Fabaceae
Source: RefSeq, a predicted model, not a curated record
AUGGCAAUGGAAGAGGAUGAUAGUUUCUCUGAAUCGGAGGAAGAAUUGACAGAAAAGUCCAUGAAGUCUCUAAGAAACCCGUGGUGGGAAUGUUUGAUUGUUAAACUUUUAGGUCGUCGUAUCUCCCUAGCGGUACUGACGAGGAAGCUUGAGGCAUUGUGGAGCAAGAUGGGAAGCAUUGACGUCAUCAAUAUUGGAAACGAUUUCUUUAUCGUUAGGUUCUUUUUACAGGAGGACCUAGAUUUUGCCUUAACAGGAGGACCAUGGAAGAUUUUUUAUCAUUAUCUCUCCAUUCGCUUUUGGCAACCUGAUUUCAAUCCGUUAGAGGUAACCAUUGACAGGAUAGCGGCAUGGGUAAGACUACCUGGCCUGGCUAUUGAGUAUUACGAUGAGGACAUGUUAAAAAGAAUUGAAAACAUAGUGGGGAGAACCAUGAGAGUGGACACUCAUACUGCAGAAAAAUGCAGAGGUAAAUUUGCACGGCUGUGUGUGGAAUUGAACCUGACUGAACCUCUAGUUUCACAAUAUUCAAUUAAUGGAACAAAAUAUCGAGUUGAAUAUAAAGGACUCCAUUGUAUAUGUUUUAACUGUGGAAUGGCAGGACAUGAAAAAUCCAACUGUGCGACGUCACAAAAAGCGGCUGAAACGGACGGAAUAACAGCGGCGACAACUGCUGGUGUAGUAGAGGAAAGACAAGAGGAGGAUCAGAAGAGUCAGAGUCAAGAAAGGGGUAAUGUUGCCAUUACAGAAAAUGAAAAGGGCAAAAAAGUCAUCCAACAUGAUAAUGACACCUACGGACCUUGGAUGCUGGUCCAGCGUCCUACGCGUGGCAAGAAGGUGGGCAAAAUGGGAGCUAGUACAAGCAAUGCAGGAGGUAAUGCGCUAAAUGCAAAAGAUACUGCCAUGACAGUGCCAGGUACGAGGUUCUCGAUCCUUCAAGAAGAGAAUGAUGUCUUGCAAAACAAUCCUGAGACUACCCAAUUAUGUGGAGAAGGAGAAUAUUGUUAUUUUAUCACAAUCUCAACCAUCUUCUAG